This is a messenger RNA of Lontra canadensis (Northern American river otter), 673 nucleotides long. RefSeq names its product cerebral dopamine neurotrophic factor (gene CDNF). The transcript has 4 exons. Bases 78 to 641 code for a protein of 187 amino acids. Gene Ontology annotation, cellular component: endoplasmic reticulum. Gene Ontology annotation, biological process: neuron projection development; dopaminergic neuron differentiation. NCBI's taxonomy places the organism in Eukaryota, Metazoa, Chordata, Mammalia, Carnivora, Mustelidae. The record is from RefSeq and is a predicted model, not a curated record.
UGUCACAGCACCGGGCGAUAGCUGCGUGGCUGUUUUGGUGGACGCAGGUGGCAGGCGUCUGGAGCGGCUGGCUCAUCAUGUGGUGCGUGGGCCCAGCCGCAGUGGUGGCCUUUUGUGCCGGACUUUGGGUGUCUAACCCGAGGACGGCGAUGGGCCAGGAGGCCGGGGAACGGCCAGGGGCCGACUGUGAAGUUUGUAAAGAAUUCUUGAACCGAUUCUAUAAUUCCUUGAUAACCAGAGGAGUCAACUUUUCCCUGGACACCAUAGAAAAGGAAUUGGUCAGCUUUUGUUUGGAUGUCAAAGGAAAAGAAAACCGCUUGUGCUAUUAUCUAGGCGCAACGAAGGACGCAGCCACGAAGAUCCUCAGUGAGGUCGCUCGCCCAAUGAGUGUGCAUAUGCCGGCGGCUAAGAUUUGCGAGAAGCUCAAGAAGAUGGACAGCCAGAUCUGUGAACUGAAAUAUGAAAAGAAAUUGGACCUGGCAUCAGUGGACCUGUCAAAGAUGAGAGUAGCAGAGCUGAAACAGAUAUUACACAAGUGGGGAGAGGAGUGCAGAGCCUGUGCGGAGAAAACGGACUACGUGAAUCUCAUCACUGAACUGGCACCCAAGUAUGCAGCAGCCGACCCCAAAACAGAGCUCUGACGCCUCCAAUGCUGAUGCGCCAUUAAUGAAAG